Messenger RNA from Thunnus maccoyii (southern bluefin tuna), 1496 nucleotides. It is a transcript of the gene guk1a, whose product is annotated as guanylate kinase 1a. The record is from RefSeq and is a predicted model, not a curated record. Gene Ontology annotation, cellular component: cytosol. Gene Ontology annotation, molecular function: GMP kinase activity. NCBI's taxonomy places the organism in Eukaryota, Metazoa, Chordata, Actinopteri, Scombriformes, Scombridae. Gene Ontology annotation, biological process: purine nucleotide metabolic process. The transcript has 7 exons. Bases 95 to 730 code for a protein of 211 amino acids.
AGCCCUAAUGGCUGGCGCAGCAGAAGAGACGGAGCCGAGGAGGGAGACGAUCCUUCGGAGACGGUCCCUAAACCUCGGACUGAAGUAGCUCCCGAUGUACAUGAGAUAUUUUUCCAGGCUAUUUUCAGCUAUGGCUGGACCCAGGCCCGUGGUGUUUAGCGGCCCAUCGGGGGCAGGGAAGAGCACUCUGCUGAAGAAACUCAUGAAGGAAUAUGACAGUGUGUUUGGCUUCAGCGUCUCCCAUACAACAAGAAACCCUCGACCUGGAGAAGAGAACGGCAAAGAUUACCAUUAUGUUACAAGGGAAGUGAUGCAGGCAGGGAUCGACAAAGGCGAUUUCAUUGAGAACGCAGAGUUUUCAGGGAACAUGUACGGGACGAGUAAAGCUGCCGUGCAAGACGUCCAGGCCAAGAACCUCAUCUGUAUACUUGACAUUGACAUGCAGGGUGUGAAGAACAUCAAAAGGACAGACCUCAGUCCUAUCUACAUCUCCAUCCAGCCACCAUCCAUGGCAGUCCUGGAAAAGCGUUUAAGAGACAGGAAGACUGAGUCAGAGGAGAGCCUCCAGAAGCGUUUACAAGCGGCUAAAGUGGAUAUGGAGUUUAGUAAAGAACCUGGUGUAUUUGAUGUCGUAAUCAUCAAUGAUCAUUUGGACGAUGCUUAUGGGAAGUUAAAAGAUGCUCUUCUUGAGGAAAUUACUAAAGUCAAGAAAGUCAACAUGUCUUCGUAGGGGACGAGCAUCGCAACACCUUUUUAGUCCCGUCCAGCCACUCCUCACAAAACCGCAGACCUCCAUUCCAGUCCUGAACAUUCCCUCAAAUGGUGGUCUGUGAAGCUCAGACAACAUCCGUCAGCGGAUACAUAGACGCGUAGCUUUUACAUGGUGUUUAGAAGUAGUUCUUACUAAAUGAUAACAUACUGUAAUGUGGAACAUUUUUUUUAUUGACAAGGAGCGCUUUCCAGAUUUUUAUUUCAUUUGUAUGGAAAAAAAAAAGAUACUCCAAUAAUGCGUACUUGAUAUGUGACUGGCAUGGUAUGCAGGAUGUUGGACAGGGUUAACUGAACACGGAUAUACUGCUUGUAGCCUUGUCCUGUCAUCACCUUGGACUAACACAAAAGGAGAGUAACAUAACUCAUUCCAACAUGUGGGUAAACUGGUCUGUCAAGGGUAUGAAUAAGCACAUCUCGGGAUUCCUAGGUUUGUAAGCAGUGAGUUAUGCUACUCUUAACACUUGAAGGUUUUUUUGUGUGUAAUCAGUUAUAUACUGUGUUGACGGAGAAAUUGAGUUUCAGAGUUAGUCUGAAAUAUUCAGAUGACAGAUACAGUGAGAGUUUUAUGUCAGCGUUCAAGCUCCUGCACAUGUUUAAUUCAAGAGAGCAACACGUGUAAUUUUAGCAUUGAGACUGAUCUCUGAGACAUGGGGGCGGUUUACUUCAGGGGGUACAUACAUGCAAGUCAACUGUACUGUUAAAACAAUAAAACUAUUCCAGUGCUG